Exophiala bonariae is the source of this 1296-nucleotide messenger RNA. RefSeq lists its product as uncharacterized. The transcript is spliced from 2 exons. Gene Ontology annotation, molecular function: transcription cis-regulatory region binding; DNA-binding transcription factor activity. NCBI's taxonomy places the organism in Eukaryota, Fungi, Ascomycota, Eurotiomycetes, Chaetothyriales, Herpotrichiellaceae. Gene Ontology annotation, biological process: positive regulation of transcription by RNA polymerase II. Gene Ontology annotation, cellular component: nucleus. Bases 1 to 1296 code for a protein of 431 amino acids. The record is from RefSeq and is a predicted model, not a curated record.
AUGGCAUCAGAUAUCGCUUUGAAAAAGGUCUUGCGUCUCGUGCCCACGGUGCCGACUCUGUUGUGGCCUGAUGGUUCAAUCACGCAGCAUGGCCAGGCACCACCCAGCAACGAACUCGUCAAAAGCCGUGUGAUUCCAAGGCCUGUAGACGAUGUGCCAGCACUCCAGAGCUUUUGGGACACAUCAACCCUAACGAGCACUUUCGACCUUGUGGAAAAUGGUGAUUGCAACCUUGCCAACAUUGAGGAUGGAUUUGAGACUCUUGAUGGAGAGCAGUCUGACUCCAAUCACAGUCUGAUGCAUUGCGAAGCUUGCUUUGCAACACAUAAACCUGGAUUUUGUUCUCUGGCGCUCCCGAGUUCUCUCCAGGUCAUGGCCCGGCAAGACCGAGAGCUAUUUGCGCACUUCUCCUCGGCAGUGGCUCCGGUGAUGGUCGUGCUGGAUGGAAAGUUUAAUGGCUAUCGAAACCUCAUUCUGCCCCUUGCAUACGAGGACGAACUUGUCAAGGGUGCGGUAUCUGUCGUUUCAAUGUAUCAUCUGGCGCCUGAAAGACCAGAGAUGCAGUUUCAUGCAGACGUCGGACUCCAAUUGAUAAUCCGACAACUGCUUCAACGUACCUCGCAAUCGGAGAAGGCUCUUGAUCUUUCUGCGUGGACUACAAUAGUUGUCCUUCUUGUGGGUGAAACCAUUACAGGGGGCAGUAAUCUCCCGUUAUUGUUCAAGAUCUUACAGCACCUUUCGACUGCCAACUCGAAUUCGGGCCAAGAAAGCGUUAUGCAUUCCUUUCUGCAUGAGCAGACGCGUAUGAUGACUCUCUUUGCACAGCCAUUACUAGGCGAGAGUGCAGGCACUACGACUCUCCGGACCCCGUUGGAGGCAUAUUUUGACUUCAUUUCGAAUGCAGCUAUCUUUCAUCCUGGACUCGCAACUCAGAUAGGAGUCUUCAAGUCUGCUAUCUGUCAGGCAUGUAAUAUCUACCUGCGGCGUGCGACACAGAAUCCCGAACAGUCCGAAAGUAGUGCAGCUCUAGACACACUUAAAGAGCUGUGUGAGGGAAUUCAUCCGAAUACACCAGGCCACCAUACGCUGGUGUGGGUUUAUUUUGUCGCGGCGGCAGAAAGCGUAUCACUUGGUCACCGCGACUUCUUCACCAUGCGGUUACAAGAGGUCUAUUCACGAACUCGAUUUCACAAUAUCCCCACGGCCUUGAGCGCAUUACAGAAGCUGUGGAAGGUACAAUCCGAGAGGAGAUGGACUGAAGUUUUGCCGGAGAUUAUGCCUGUUUUCAUCAUCUGA